Cygnus atratus (black swan) is the source of this 1800-nucleotide messenger RNA. It is a transcript of the gene C22H11orf52, whose product is annotated as chromosome 22 C11orf52 homolog. Gene Ontology annotation, cellular component: extracellular exosome. The transcript has 4 exons. Lineage: Eukaryota; Metazoa; Chordata; Aves; Anseriformes; Anatidae. The record is from RefSeq and is a predicted model, not a curated record. The coding region runs from base 85 to 441 and encodes 118 amino acids.
CGGGAGCUGCCGGGGGCCGGGAAGCAGGAAACACGGGCUGUGCCCGGCCACAAGCCGCUCCUGCUGCGCGGAGGAGGCAGCGACAUGGGCAACCGCUGCAGCCGCGGCCGCCCGCGGAACUGUCUUUCGCUUUUUAAAAGGAAGAAGGAAAAGCAAGGAACUAAUGUGAGACAUGAGAGCCAACAGCACCAGCCUGGCAGGAAGGCUCCAACAUAUGAAAAUGUCCCGGAGUCUCCUGUCUACGCCACUGUGAGUAAACCCAAGAACAUGAAGCAGGACGACAGCAUUCAUUACGCAGACAUCCAGGUGUUCACCAAGGUCCGGGAGCGCUCUGCGGAGGAGGUGAAGAACUUACAGAUGCAGAAUGCCACAGAGUAUGCCACCCUCAACUUCCCCCGGCCCAGGCUGAAAUAUGACAGUAAGAACGGGACCCUGGUUUAAAAAGAUUGGUGCCCCUCUCCUCGUUCAGCAGCAAAAGGAUUUCACAGACUUAGAGAUGCUGUAGACUCGAGCUAACCUCAUGGACACGUCGAGUCUGCCUGCGAAGCAGAGAGGCUGUGUCUUCCACCUGCGUGUGCCUUCAGAGGACAGAGGCGUAUUUAUUCUCACACAAGGAACAGUUACCUGUCUGGUUCUGCUGGCAAAAAAAGCCACCUCUUCCCCUUGGAAAAUCUGCAUUGCCUCUGAAGCAGGCAACCCAUCUCCUCUCAGCCCUGCGAGAAGGCAGAGCUGCUGCUUGGCUGGUGAUGGUUAGAACCACAGCCCGGAGCUGCUGGAGGGUGUUCCAAGAGCGGCUCUGCCGGCGGAUUUGGGAACACGGCACAGAGGAGUCCAUACUGGGACAAGGGAGAUGUUGCCAUGGGAUUUUAUGUUGAUGUUAAGAAAAUUCUGCACUGUGCAGAAUGACAUGUGGAUGAUAUUGGGAGGAAAUUGUAUGGAAGUUUUAAGAGUACCUGCUGCGAUGUUUUCCUCCAACACCAGCCACUGUACACUGCAAUCAUGCACUAUGUGCAUCCCUUUUCUCAAAAAGCAGUGUUUUACAGCCAUGCACAGCACACUGAGACCAAGGCCAGAAAUGCAGAAUUAACUGAAAGGUACAGAACAAUUUCACUGGAGGGCGGUACUGACAGGCAUCCUUACCCCAAGGUGCACAGAAGUGAGCACUGAGCUCUUGGCUCUGACUGGCAAUGAAAGAAGGCAAAUUUGCAGGUUAUCUGCAAGGCAGCCAUUUAAAAGCCACUGCCUAUAUUUAGGGCAGUUAUCUGAUCCUUAGAGUGCAGUAGCUGUUUGCAUGCCUGAGACACUAGGAAUGACUCCUGGCCAACUUCAGAGAGGGCUUUGGACUUUUUCUCCAUGUUUUCUUAUUUUGUAUUGUCAGCCUUAGUUAUAAAACCACGUAACGCAGAGCACAUACCACGUGGUGUUUUCUGCUAAAGCUCCCAAAUACACAUUUGAGAAUUUAUUGGUUUAAAAUAAUGUCAGUACAGCAGCCGUCCAAAAGGCUUCUGCCACUGGACUGAAAUUGACAGUGGCACCAUUGGCAGUUGCAGAGUGCUCCCAAGCAGUGUCCUCAGGCCCUAAAUCAAUGGUUGGCACGUUCUGUUCCUCAGUAAUGGUCUGCAUAGCCAAAUGCAGGUCGUGGAACAACCUGUUUAUUGCCAGUGUUGAAAAAUGGACUUCAUUGUACACUUUAUAAACAUGCAUCAUUUUGCAUAUUAUGGCUUAGCUAAAUGUAAAAAAAACAUGAAGGAGUUCCUGCUCGUUACAAAAAAAAUAAAGCUGGUACGGGUAGUGUGUACU